Molecule: messenger RNA, 4641 nt
Organism: Menidia menidia (Atlantic silverside)
Lineage: Eukaryota; Metazoa; Chordata; Actinopteri; Atheriniformes; Atherinopsidae
Source: the annotation of a GenBank genome assembly
UUGGCCUCGCCGGGGUGGAGCCCCACCUGUCCCUGCCUUCCGGGGCCGUCCCGUGAGGGGCCCUGCCCCGGUAACCCCUCCCCCCGGCCGGGGCCCGCGGCUCCGGGGGGGUUAUCCGCCACCAGAACCGAGGACAGAGCUCAUUCAGCGGGCGCGCAGCCGCGAGUGGACGGCCCAUCCCGGUGGGAGAAGCGGCCUGGAGUCCACACCGCAGGUCCAGGCAUCCAGACCGCCAUCAUGACCACGUUGCUGAGCCUGCUCAUGCUGGGUGUCAGUGUCCUGGGACAGGAGCUCCCCUCCAGCCCUCACGGCUGCACUGAGGGAAGCUGUUACCCGGCCACGGGAAACCUUCUGAUUGGACGGGCUGUCAACCUGAACGCCACCUCCACCUGUGGCCUGAACGGGCCACAGCAGUACUGCAUCGUCAGUCACCUGCAGGAGCCGGACAAGUGUUUCGAGUGCGACUCUGGGCGUCCGUACGACGCGUACCGCCACAGGAACAGCCACCGCAUCCAGAACGUGAUCUACCUCACGGACGCCAACGGAGACCCCACCUGGUGGCAGUCGGUCAACGGGAAAGAGGACGUCAGCAUCAGACUGAACCUCGAGGCGGAGUUCCACUUCACACAUCUCAUCAUGAAGUUUAAGACCUUCCGACCGGCGGCUAUGAUCAUCGAGCGCUCGGCAGAUUUCGGACGCUCGUGGCGCCCGUACCGCUACUUUGCCUCCAACUGCACCAGGACGUUUCCCGGCGUUCCCGCCCGGGGGCUGCAGCGCAUCAACGACGUCAUCUGCGAGGAGCGCUACUCCGACAUCGAGCCCUCCACCAACGGAGAGCUUUUGCGCAUCACCAACCUGCGGAUCAACUUCACGAAGCUCAACACUCUGGGAGACGACCUGCUGGACCGCCGCUCGGACGUGCUGCAGAAGUACUACUACGCCCUGUACGAGCUGGUGGUGCGGGGCAGCUGCUUCUGCUACGGCCACGCCUCCGAGUGCGCCCCGGUGGAGGGCGUGGCCCCCGGGGAGGCCGGCAUGAUCCACGGCAGCUGCAUCUGCAACCACAACACCGAGGGCCUGAACUGCGAACGCUGCAGAGAUUUCUACGACGACCUGCCCUGGAGGCCCGCCGAGGCCCAGAACCCGCACACCUGCAGAGCUUGUAACUGCGAUCCCCGUGGAAUCAUCAUGACGGGAGCGGCCUGCGACCAGAUCAGCGGCGACUGCUUCUGCAAGAGAUACGUCACGGGCCGCUACUGCGACCAGUGUCAGCCUGAGUACUGGGGCCUCAGUAAUGAUCUGGCUGGCUGCAGAGCCUGUGACUGUGACUUCGGUGGAGCCUUCAACAACAAGUGCACGAUGGAAAACGGCCAGUGCGACUGCAGGAAGAAUCUGAUUGGUCGGCAGUGUUCGGACGUGCAGCCGGGGUUUUUCUGCGCCCCGCUGGAUUACCUCAGAUAUGAGGCUGAGGACGCCGCCGGACACCCCCCCAGCAGCUCCUCACUGCCGGGCAAAGUUCGUCCUCAGGCCAGUGACGACUGUAUCCAGCACCUGAAUAACCAGGCGAGGAGGCACCGGCGACACGGGCGAAUAUCCAGCUCUCAGCAACACCAGGCGGCCCUGAGACGCAUCCGCCAGCUUCAGCAAACACCGGACGUGGCAGUCGUUCGGAGGGAGCACUCUCCCAGCCACAUGGUGACCUGGACCGGACCCGGAUUCGCCCGGGUCAAAGACGGCGCCGGCCUGGUGUUCACCAUCGACAACAUCCCCUUCGCCAUGGAGUAUGACCUCAUGAUCCGCUACGAGCCCGAGUCCACAGAGGACUGGGAGGCCGUCGUUAGUAUUUCCUCCGUCAUGCUGCCCUCAAGUCUGCGGUGUGGAAACCUCCUACCGACCGAACAGCUCUACACGCAGACCUUACUGCACCGUAACAGAUACAUCCAGAUGUCCAGGCCAUUUUGUUUUGAGCCCGAUAAUCGUUACGUGGUGGCCAUCAGGUUCCAGCGCCACGGAGUCGCUCACAGACACCUGACCGCCUUCAUUCUGAUCGACUCGCUGGUUCUGAUACCCAAAUACACUGAGCUCAGCGGUUUCCAAGGCAACGGGCAGGCUGCGGAGCAGCGUCAGGAGGACAUGGCCCGCUACAUGUGUUUGGACUCCUUCAUGAUCACCCCGACGCCUGUCCUGGCCGAGAUGUGCUCCAAGCUCAUCUGCAGCAUCUCCUCCAUCAUCUACGACGGCGCCCUGCCCUGCCGGUGCGACCCCCAGGGCGCGCUCAGCGGGGAGUGUGAGCGGGUGGGGGGCCAGUGCCGCUGCAAGCCCAACGUGAUUGGCCGGCGCUGCGGGCAGUGCGCCCCGGGGACCUACGGCUACGGGAUCCAGGGCUGCACCGGUGCCCGCUGUGACCAGUGCGCCCCCGGUUACUACGGCAACCCCGAGCAGCCGGGCGGCCAGUGCUCCCCGUGCAGGUGCAACAACAACAUCGACCCCCAGGACCCGGGGUCAUGUGACCGGCGGACCGGCCGCUGCCUCCGGUGCCUGCACCACACCGACGGCCCCGCCUGCGCCCGCUGCCAGCAGGGUUACUACGGCAACGCCCUCACCCAGGACUGCAGACUCUGCACCUGUGUGACCGCCGGCACGCUGCCGGCCGCCUGCCCGGACGGGCCGUGCCACUGCAACCACCAGACCGGCGCCUGUCCCUGCAGGGAGAACGUGGUCGGCCACAACUGCGACCAGUGCGCCGACAACUACUGGAACUACGGGCGGGACGGGGGCUGCCAGCCCUGCGGCUGCAGCCCCGGCCACGCCCUGGGAGCCCACUGCAACAUGUUCACCGGGCAGUGCCACUGCCGGCCGGGCUUCGGGGGCAGACAGUGCACGGAGUGUGAGCAGUUCCACUGGGGGGACCCGCGGGUGCAGUGCCAAGAGUGCAACUGCCACCCCCUGGGCUCGGAGAUGGCCCAGUGCGACCGGCUAACGGGGCAGUGCGAGUGCCGGGAGGGGGCUGCGGGGGGCCGCUGUGAGGAGUGCGCCCGGGGCUUCUCGGGCAGCUUCCCCAGCUGUGCCCGCUGCCACGCCUGCUUCCAGCUGUGGGACGACAUCGUCUGCCAGAUCAAGCGGGACCUGGACCACAUCCAGUACGCCGUGGAGAGGAUCCUGGAGAACGGGGUCCUCCCCGGAGGCAACGAGACCCGCAUCAAGGAGCUGGAGAGGAAGCUGAGGCGGGUCCAGGAUCUGAUCAGAACGGAGGACAACGCCAGGAUCCACCAGAUGAUCGGGCAGAGCAUCGACGACCUCAGAGCUGAGAUCGCGCUCACUGAUGGACGCCUGAUGGGAAUCGGCCGAGAGCUAAAUGCCACAGCAGGAGCGGAGGAGGCCCUAAAAAGCACUCUGGACGACUUAGAGAAGCAGCUGAGGGACGUCAACGGCACCGUGGCUCACAAAAAACACCUGCUGGACAACUACUUGUCCUCAGGAUUUGCAGAUCAAUUUGAGAAGGUGAAGAAGUCCUACCGGGAGUCGCUGCAGGCCGAGGAGAAAUGCAACGCCUCCGUCUCGGGGCCCGUGGAGCAGUCCGCCGAGACCCGAGCAAAGACGGAGCUCCUGUUGAAUGAAACCAGAGAGGCUUUCCUCCAGGACAUAGCUGCCCAGAACAAAUCGAUCAAAGAGCUGCAGGACAAGGCCUCCGACCUGGACGAGCAGGUCAGGCUAGUCAGCAACAAGGUCUGCGGUGGGGGCGGGAAUGCCUCCGCCAACGGCAGCUGCCCGGAGAGCCCGUGCGGCGGCGCCGGUUGCCGCGACGACCGGGAUGAGCUGGUGUGCGGAGGGAAGGGAUGCAACGGGACGGUGAGCUCCGCGGAGGACGCUCUGAGCAAAGCCAGGAACGUCUCCCACAGCCUGGACGCCUUCACCAAAGACCUGCAGACCGUCUCCAGAAAGCUUGAGGAUUUAUCUUCUCUGACCCGGAGCGUGAAGAACCAGACGAUGGCCACGCUGGAGAAGGCUCAGCAGAAGAAGGAGUACUUCGAAAAGAGCAACAAGGAUCUGAAAGACCUGAUUAAGAAGAUCAAAGACUUCCUGACAGAGGAGGGAGCGGAUCCGGAGAGCAUAGAGAAGAUCGCGAAGCAGGUGUUGUCCAUCACGCUGCCAUUCAACAGGACCACGCUGGACCACAUGGUCAGAGACAUCAAGGACAGCCUGGCCAACCUGACCACCGUCGAGGGAGUGGUCAACCAAACCUCGCAGCACAUCAGCACAGCCAAGGAGCUGCUCAAGAGAGCUAAAGAUGCAGAGAGCCAGGCCGUGGGCGUGAGGGACGCCGUCAACGUCACCAAGCAGGCGCUGGAGGAGUCGGAGAAGGCCAUCCAGAAAGCAGAGUCCGCCCUAAAAGACGCCCGGGACAACCUGAACGGCACACAGAACACCACCGCUGAGCUCGGGGUUUCCAGCGGAGGCUGCCCCGCGCUGGGAACUCCUCACCGGCCGGACAGACCCGGACAGAUCCGCAACAAGUGUCCGGAGAGGAAACACUUUUUUUUCCAGCGGAACAUAUACCCGAGAAUCGGAAACGAGACCCCGGACCCCCAGCUCCCUUCUCCGUUUCCCAAACAAAACCAUCAGGGAGCCGCUUGCCCGUGA